Vigna umbellata (rice bean) is the source of this 2008-nucleotide messenger RNA. NCBI's taxonomy places the organism in Eukaryota, Viridiplantae, Streptophyta, Magnoliopsida, Fabales, Fabaceae. The record is from RefSeq and is a predicted model, not a curated record.
UGAGAAAGAGAUAAUACCAUAGAUAAUAGGCGCCAUUCUCACUUUUUUCCCGCGAAAAAAGCGUCUAUUUCCCGGGAAAAUUCUGGGGGCUUCUCAUUUCAUCAAAUCGAAGGAAGAAGAAGAAGAAUAAGGGGGAAAGAGAAAAGGGUUUGGUUAGGUUUGAUUAUUAUGGACGAAUCGUUCACUCCACCUCCUCCAAUGUCCUCUUCCCAGCACAACCAUGUCAAACGAAUGCUAAAUUCCAAUCGCUUCAAAUCACCUUCCAAAACAAUCUACUCCGACCGCUUCAUACCCAGCAGAUCCGCUUCCAAUUUCGCUCUGUUUAACCUAUCGCCGUACACGGAAGACGGUUGUAGCUGCAGCCCCUAUGGCAGUGCGCUGCGGAGUGCCUUGUUUGGACCUUCUACACCCAACAAAUUCGAAAGCCCUAAUAUAUUUCGUUUCAAAUCGGAGACUCGACAGUCCAUGCACUCUCUUUCUCUCACUCCUUUUACUUCCCAAGAUGUCCUUCUCCCUGGCUAUGACUACAAUCACAAGCCUCUUAAGCGCCCUCGAAAGAUUCCUCCCUCGUCUUUUAAGGUUCUGGAUGCGCCAGCUCUGCAAGAUGAUUUUUAUCUGAAUCUCGUGGAUUGGUCCUCCAGCAAUGUCUUGGCUGUGGCUCUGGAAAACUCUGUUUAUUUGUGGAAUGCUUCCAGCAGUAAGGUAACGAAGCUAUGCGAUUUGGGGGUUGACGACUCCGUUUGUUCAGUUGGCUGGGCUCCGCUUGGCACCUACUUGGCUGUCGGAUCAAACAGUGGAAAAGUCCAGAUUUGGGAUGUAUCUCAAGGCAAGUCUAUAAGAACUAUGGAGGGUCAUCGAUUACGUGUUGGGACCUUGGCCUGGAGUUCAUCUCUUUUGUCUUCUGGUAGCCGGGAUAAAAGCAUUUACCAACGAGACAUACGUGUACAGGAGGAUUUUGUCAGUAAACUGUCUGGGCAUAAAUCAGAGGUUUGUGGACUGAAGUGGUCUUAUGAUAACCGUGAGUUAGCAUCAGGUGGAAAUGACAACAAGCUACUUGUUUGGAAUCAAAACUCCACCCAGCCCAUCCUGAAGUUCUGUGAGCAUACAGCAGCUGUUAAAGCUAUUGCGUGGUCUCCUCACACAAAUGGACUUCUUGCAUCUGGAGGAGGUACUGCAGACCGUAGCAUUCGUUUCUGGAGUACAGCCACAAACUCACAGUUAAACUGCAUCGACACUGGAAGUCAGGUUUGUAAUCUUGUCUGGUCUAAAAAUGUAAAUGAAUUGGUGAGCACGCACGGCUACUCCCAGAAUCAGAUAAUGGUUUGGAAAUAUCCCACCAUGUCAAAGCUGGCAACUCUUACAGGCCAUACUUACAGAGUUCUUUAUCUUUCCAUUUCUCCUGAUGGACAGACUAUUGUCACUGGAGCUGGAGAUGAAACCCUAAGAUUUUGGAAUGUAUUCCCUUCGCGGAAAUCACAGAUGCAGGAAUUCAGCUUAAUGCUGGAUCCAGAAAUGUAUCGAGGGGGGACUGGAAUUUUUUUUCUUGAUCCUCUGUAAUAGUUUUUGAAAAUUUAUUUUCUUAUUUUACACAUGAUUGAAACUAUUUUCUUUUUUUCAAUGAUAAUAAUAACCUUAAACGUUACUGUAAUAAUCAGACACGGAGUUUUAUGCAAAUUUACGUUGCGGUAAUAACAGCAAACACUACUAGUCCUACACAAUUUUACACUUGGUAACCUUAACAAUUAUUAUAAGGACGACAUAUGCAAUCAGUUUUACACUAACAUAUGUGUGUGUAUGUAUACUAUGUAUAUACGUGAGAAAUCCAUGGGAGGAGGGCCCAGCCCCCUCUGUAUGUAGAUUAGGAUUUUUAUUUGUUCUGCUCUCUGGUUGAAAUGGCUAGGGCAACAUUUGCUUAUUUUAAUAUUGGCAUCAAAUACGUUAUGUGCAUAUACGUAGGAGGGACUUGGUCCUUUUAUUCUUUUCAUUGUUUAUAUACUCAAGAUAGGCG